AGUUGAAUUAAUUUUGAAAAUGUUGACUUGGCUGCAAAAGAAAAAGUCGUAAUCCAACUGAAAAGUGAAAAUUCCCUAAUAAAUACCUUUCCUUUUACUUAUUUCGGAACUGGUAAGUUUAGGCGGGGGACGAGUAACGGCGUUUUUGUUGCAUCUCUUUCUUUGUUGUGUUUAGUAUUGUGUUUGUCUCCUUGGCCAAGACAAGCGUAACGGCGUAUCCAAUCACGCUUUGGAGUCAACGAGUUCUAAGCUCAGAAACUGACUUUGAUUGCGCGAAAUCUUCAGUUUCCUUUCUGGAGAAAUUUUGAGAAAAAAAUCACUCCAAAAAAGGGGGGACAAUAUAAUUAGUAUAAAUCGAGAAAACCAAAGCAAAAUGAAGAUGGCGAUGGCUGGUUUGUAUAAACGAGUUCUUCCUUCACCUCCAGCCGUCGAUUUCGCUUCCUCUGAUGGAAAGCAACUUUUCAUCGAAGCGAUUCAAAAUGGGACGAUGGAAGGAUUUUAUAGGUUGAUAUCUUACUUUCAGACACAAUCGGAGCCAGCUUACUGUGGAUUAGCCAGUCUUUCCAUGGUCUUGAAUGCCCUUGCUAUUGACCCUGGAAGAAAAUGGAAGGGACCUUGGAGGUGGUUCGAUGAAUCUAUGCUCGACUGUUGUGAGCCUUUGGAAAAGGUUAAAGAGAAAGGGAUAUCAUUUGGGAAACUUGUGUGCCUGGCUCAUUGUGCUGGAGCAAAAGUUCAAGCUUUCCGCACAAAUCAAAGCUCCUUGGAUGACUUCCGUAAAUUUGUUGUUAGAUGUUCCACUUCUGAUGAUUGUCAUAUAAUUUCAUCAUAUCAUAGGGCAACUUUUAAACAGACAGGGACUGGUCAUUUUUCUCCUAUUGGUGGUUAUCAUGCUGGAAGAGACAUGGCCCUGAUUUUAGAUGUUGCUCGGUUUAAGUAUCCUCCUCAUUGGGUUCCUCUGAGACUGCUUUGGGAAGCCAUGGAAAGUGUUGAUGAAGCAACGAGGCAAUGUAGAGGGUUCUUGCUUAUUUCCAGGCCUCAUAGAGAUCCAGGCUUACUUUACACCCUGAGCUGUAAGCAUGAAAGCUGGGUCAAAGUUGCAAAGUAUUUAAUGGAUGAUGUUCCUAAUCUUGUAAAGACGGAUGAUGUGAAAGAUGUUCAUAAAGUUCUCUCAGUUGUUUUCUCAUCACUCCCAUCUCAUUUUGGAGAGUUCAUCAAGUGGAUUGCAGAAGUUAGGAGAAGAGAAGAUGGUAGUCAAAAUCUUAGCCUAGAGGAGAAUGGAAGGCUUUCUUUAAAGGAAGAGGUGUUGAAACAAGUGCAGGAAACUGGCCUUUUUAAGCAUGUUGUAGCAUUUUUAUCGUCACUGACUCUAUGCUGCAGAAAUGCACCCACUUUAAGUAAUGAAAAUAACCUGCCUGACAUUGCUGCGACAGUUUGUUGCCAUGGUGCAGAACUUUUGUCUGGGACGUUUGGUUCUUCAGAGAGGUAUUGCUGUCAGGAAACAUGUAUUAGACGCUUGAGGGCUAAUGGUGACAAGCCUAUUACAUUGGUGUCUGGGACAGUGGUAAAUGGUAGCUCUGAGCAGGGUGUUGACGUGCUGGUUCCUUCAUGCCCAACUAAACUGAACUGUUGUGGCUCUGGCCCAAGUAAUUGCAAUGGGAUUUACCCAGCUGGAAAUGAUGUUCUCACAGCUCUUUUGCUGGCAUUGCCUCCAGAAACAUGGCGCGGUAUCAAAGAUGAGAAGCUUUUGAAUGAAAUGUAUUCUCUUGUCUCGACUGAGAAUCUUCCCAUUUUGCUCCAGGAAGAGGUAUUGCACCUACGACGGCAGCUACAUCUUCUGAAGAAAUGCCAGGAGAAUAAGGUAGAUGAGGAUCUAGGUGAACCUUUAUGUUAGCAUGUUACACCAUCUUCCCCUCUCUUGAUCUCCUCUUCUCAUUAUUUUCCAAUUGCUUUAUGUUGUUAACAAAAAAGGGUAAAUAUUAGUGUGUUCCAAGAACGUGAAAACCUAAGAUAGCACGCAAGACAUUUUUCCCCCAUUUCAGUUGUGGGGGUAAUCAUUUUUAUGGGGAGUUUGUUUCCAUUGCAAAGUGGGGAAGAAUUGACAUUCGGAGGCUGUAACCUCUCCCAUGGCAGUGAGGACCAAUGGAUGGUAUCCCCUCGGCCUUGCAGGCGAGGUUUUAGUUGAAACUGAACCGAUUUCUAUAUCCUGUACUAACUACUAAGUCCUAACUAAUUUGGUUGAAAACUCUUUUAAUCAUUACAAGUGCACUCUGUAACCUAAACUAAAUUUUGUUUGUAUUUGAGUACUAAACUUUGAUUGCAUUGGAAAAGAAAA
Molecule: messenger RNA, 2332 nt
Organism: Gossypium arboreum
Lineage: Eukaryota; Viridiplantae; Streptophyta; Magnoliopsida; Malvales; Malvaceae
Product: glutathione gamma-glutamylcysteinyltransferase 1-like
Exons: 8
Coding region: 374-1891 (505 amino acids)
Biological process (GO): detoxification of copper ion; cellular detoxification of cadmium ion; response to metal ion
Molecular function (GO): glutathione gamma-glutamylcysteinyltransferase activity; metal ion binding
Source: RefSeq, a predicted model, not a curated record